GGGAGGUGGUGGUUAAGGGGGAGCUGCCCCACCCGUUUGCCCUCACCCUGUACGAGGACACGUUGUUCUGGACCGACUGGAACACCCACUCCAUCCACGCCUGCAGGAAGCAGACCGGCGCCGACCAGCGCGUCGUCCACUCCAACAUCUUCUCCCCCAUGGACAUCCACGUCUUCAGCGCCAAGAGACAAAACAUCCUGGCCAGCAGUCCGUGCUCGGUGAGGAACGGCGGCUGCUCCCACCUCUGCCUCCUCUCCCCGGUGAAGCCUUUCUUUCAGUGCGCCUGUCCCACCGGCGUCCAGCUGCUGGAGGACGGCGAGACCUGCAGAGACGGUGCGACCCAGAUGCUGCUCCUGGCGCGGCGCACCGACCUGCGGCGGAUCUCUCUGGACACGCCGGACUUCACGGACAUCAUCCUGCAGGCGGAGGACAUCCGGCACGCCAUCGCCGUGGACUACGACCCGGUGGACGGACACGUGUACUGGACGGACGACGACGUGAAGGCCAUCCGCCGCGCGCGGCUGGACGGCAGCGACGCCGAGUUCAUCGUCACGGCGCAGGUCAACCACCCGGACGGCAUCGCCGUGGACUGGAUCGCCCGGAACCUGUACUGGACCGACACCGGCACGGACCGCAUCGAGGUCACGCGCCUCAACGGCACCAUGCGCAAGAUCCUGAUCUCCGAGGACCUGGACGAGCCCCGCGCCAUCGUGCUGGACCCCGUCGCCGGGUACAUGUACUGGACGGACUGGGGCGAGGUUCCUAAGAUCGAGCGUGCGGACCUGGACGGCUCGGAGCGCCGGGUGAUGGUCAACACGUCGCUGGGCUGGCCCAACGGCCUCGCCCUGGACUACGCCGAGCGCCGCCUCUACUGGGGGGACGCCAAGACGGACAAGAUCGAGGUCG
Molecule: messenger RNA, 906 nt
Organism: Etheostoma cragini (Arkansas darter)
Lineage: Eukaryota; Metazoa; Chordata; Actinopteri; Perciformes; Percidae
Product: low-density lipoprotein receptor-related protein 6-like
Exons: 4
Source: RefSeq, a predicted model, not a curated record